AUGGUGGCGGCGCCGAUGCUUCAACACAUGUACAGUCUCGAUGAGUCGCGAAUGAUCGGUGUAGGUGAUGAUAAUCGCGAAUUGCUGCUGCCGACAUUGUUCGGGUAUCGCCAACAGCGGAAACGACGGGCGGGAAUCUCCGGCGGAUCGACGAAUGUCCAACGCGAGAUGCCGUUCGCGUGCGCCGGCGGAAAUGGAUUCAGUAGUGCAGGAGUGUCGAAUGGCCGCGGAUUUCCGCCGCUCGGCGGCCGCUCGCCUCAAUCGUCGUUCGAUUCGAAUCAAGAUGUCGCCCAGAUCUCAAUGAAUUGGAUGAGAAUGAAUGGAUUGGGACCAUCGUUGAGGCCAUUUCUCAACGGGAAUCAUACGCCAAAGAAGACGGCGUUGCAGAAUUCGCAGUCAACCACACACAUCUCCAGAAUCGGCUCGUUGCGACGAAUGCACGCCGCCGAGGCGAGCAUCGACGGAAAAUCGUCGCUGAGUGGCACACAGGUCGAUAUUGCCUAUAAUGCGAUUCUGUUCGAAUUGACGCCGAGUCGAUUCGCGCAGCCCUCGUCGCGCAUUCGGACGACGCGCUCAACGACGGCAUUGAUGGCGACGUCGCCGUCGACGACGGUCUCCGCCGAGCACCUCAACGAUCACACGCUGCCCAAAUCGAUUCUGCGCGCGCCGCGACUCACCGCCGCGCCGAAACAGCUCUCGUUCGAUGUGCCGCCGAGUCCGACGCCGACGCCGAAGAGCUCGAGCGUCUCGGCGAGCGGCAGCUAUCAAAUGUUCGAACGCCCGCGUGUUCGCGGCGGCGCCAAUCUGAGCUACGGCGGUUUGAGUCCCGCCAAUCAUCAUCACCAUCACCAUCAUCGGGACCCAUCGCGAUGGCGCCUCACCGAUGUGAAGCAGCGAUCGAACUCGGAGUCGAUGUUCCGCAAUAUUGACACCGAGAUGCUCGCCAACGGCGACCGACGAAUGAGCAUGGCCUAUCUGCCAUCGAGAGAGCAGGCGCUCUUAAGACGAAUUUUGGGACCACAAGGCCUUUCAUGGAUUUCCUAUGACAGAGAGACCGCUUCUCGAAAAUCCGUCUCGAUCGCCUACUCGAAUGAUUUGGAGGCGUGCGGCAAUGGGAAAGGCGGCGGCGACGACUCAACAGUUCCUCUAAUGGAAGACAAAGACGAUAACAGCGGGUGUCGUCUAAUCAAACGCGAGAUUCUCCACGAGCGCCGUCGAAUGGUGUGCGACAAGGCGUUGGCGUUUGCGAUUCUCGGAAUUGUGCUGAUGAUCAUUGAAAACGAGCUGCGUUCGGCGACCACAAUUGGCAAAUUGGGCUCCUCGCUAAGUUUUGUGCUCAAAAUGUGCAUUAUGACGACGACCGCCGCACUUUUGGCGUUCGUCGGCUACUUUCACGUCAUCGAGAUUCAGCUUUUCAUGAAUGCGAACGCCGCCGACGAUUGGGUCGUGGCGCUCACGUUUCGCCGAAUUCUACAGAUCAUCAUUGAAAUCCUUGUGUGCCUUUUAUGCCCACUACCCGUUGAAUUGGUGAGCCCGUGGCUCAGCGAGCACACCUAUGGAAAACCGCUUCACGCGAUCAACGUGUUUCUCUCGAUAAUGAUGUUCUUUCGAUUAUAUUGGUUGUGUCGAGUGAUGCUUCUUCAUUCGAGGUUGUUCACUGACGCGAGUAGCCGCAGCAUCGCUGGAUUGAAUCGGGUCAAUUUUAACGCCCGCUUCAUUCUCAAAACUUUAAUGACAUUAUGCCCAGGAACAAUGCUCAUGAUAUUCACUGCUUCGUUAUGGGUGAUUGCCGGCUGGAUUCUUCGGCUUUGCGAACGCGAAUACGUGGCCGCCGAUCAAAUCAAAGAAAUGGAUUAUAUUAAUUCAAUUUGGCUCGUUGCCAUCACUUUCCUUUCGGUUGGCUACGGCGAUAUUGUCCCGAAAACGUACUGCGGACGAAGUAUGGCCGUCGUGACCGGAAUCUUGGGAACCUGCGCUUCAUCGAUGGUCGUCGCUGUGAUCGCGCGCAAGCUCGAAUUGACAAGAGCCGAGAAGCACGUGCACAAUUUCAUGCAGGACACACAGCUCACGAAGCAGCUCAAGCAUUCGGCGGCGAAUGUUCUUCGCGAGACCUGGUUCAUUUACAAAUAUCGAAAAUUGGUGGACAAGUGCGAUUUCGGCAAAGUCAGACAGCAUCAGCGCAAAUUUCUGCUAGCGAUCUAUGAAAUGCGACGGGUGAAACGCGAUCAACGAAAACUUGCCGAGAAUCUCGUGUCGCUUGGAGACGUUGCCAAGACAUCUUCAAAUACGUAUGAGCUUGUGCACGAUGUGCAUUCAACACAAGAGGGCCUUUCGCUGCGUAUCACGGCGAUUGAGCAUCAGCUCAGCGACAUUUCGCGCGAAAUCUCGUCGCUGGCUGAUUUGAUUCGAGGUAGCCUUGUCGUCGAUUCGGUUCGUUUGCUUCUUUUCUUUUAUUAG
This is a messenger RNA of Caenorhabditis bovis, 2457 nucleotides long. The record is from the annotation of a GenBank genome assembly. Lineage: Eukaryota; Metazoa; Nematoda; Chromadorea; Rhabditida; Rhabditidae.